Messenger RNA from Acanthosepion pharaonis, 2295 nucleotides. The record is from the annotation of a GenBank genome assembly. NCBI's taxonomy places the organism in Eukaryota, Metazoa, Mollusca, Cephalopoda, Sepiida, Sepiidae.
AUGAAUUCAAGACGAUGGUUCCAUCCAAAUGUUUGGGGGGCAGAUGCAGAGUCUCUCUUAAUGGAGAGAGGCUUUGAUGGCAGCUUCCUUGCAAGACCCAGUAUGAGCAACCAGGGAGAUUUCACAUUAUCAGUGAGGCGUAAUGGGGAAGUAACUCAUAUCAAGAUUCAAAGUACUGGUGAUUAUUAUGAUUUAUAUGGAGGGGAAAAAUUUGCAACCCUGGCAGAACUGGUCCAGCAUUAUAUGGAGAACCAAGGACAACUGAAAGAGAAAAAUGGAGAAAUUAUUGAACUCAAGUACCCUCUGAAUUCUGCUGAUCCAACUACUGAACGAUGGUUUCAUGGACAUAUUACUGGGAAAGAAGCAGAAAAAUAUUUAUUGGAUAAAGGAAAAAAUGGUAGCUAUCUGGUGCGAGAGAGCCAGAGCAAGCCAGGAGAUUAUGUCCUGUCAGUCCGCUGUGAUGAUCGUGUCACCCAUGUUAUGAUCAGAUUCCUGGAUGGGAAAUAUGAUGUUGGUGGAGGAAAUCAAUUUGAUAGUCUGUCUGAUUUAGUGGAACACUAUAAAAAGAACCCAAUGGUAGAAAAAACCGGUACAGUUUUACAUUUAAAGCAACCAUUUAAUGCCACAAGAACCACAGCAUCAGGUAUAGAGAGUCGAGUGAAACAGCUGCAGAAAGACAACAGUACCACAACUGGCAAAAGUGGAUUUUGGGAAGAAUUUGAGCAACUUCAACAACAAGAAUGCCGGCACCUGUACAGCCGCACAGAGGGUCAGCUACAAGAGAAUAAGCCAAAGAACAGAUACAAAAAUAUAUUACCUUUUGACCACACUCGGUUGGUGCUACGAGAUGGCGAUGAAAAUGAACCUGGGUCUGAUUACAUCAAUGCAAACCUAAUCACAAUGACAGAUGAGGAGGGUGUGGAGCCAAAGAAGAAAUACAUUGCAACGCAGGGACCUUUGCCUACAACAGUGGCUGAUAUGUGGCGUAUGGUAUGGCAAGAAAACUCAAGAGUUAUUGUCAUGACAACAAAAGAGGUUGAACGAGGAAAGCAAAAGUCCAUGCGUUACUGGCCAAAAGAGCAGGAAACAAAGGAGCUGCAGGUGCCUGGAGGAAAAAUGUUUGUGAAAACAAUCCGAGAAACAUCACAUGCAGAAUUUGUUGUCAGGGAAUUUGAAGUAACGACAAAAACAAAUGGAAAGACAGAGGGUCCCAGGAGAAUAUACCAGUACCAUUUUAUGAUAUGGCCAGAUUAUGGUGUUCCCUCAGACCAUGGUACAGUUUUAAAUUUCCUACAGAUUGUUAAUGAACAACAAGAAUCUAUCCCUGAUGCAGGACCGUUUAUUGUACACUGCAGUGCUGGCAUUGGAAGAACAGGCACUUUUAUUGUGAUAGACAUGAUUAUUGAUAAAAUCAAGAGACAUGGUUUGGACUGUGAGAUUGACAUCCAGAAAACAAUCCAAAUGGUGCGUUCGCAGCGUUCAGGACUUGUACAAACAGAAGCCCAGAUUAAAAAAGAAUCUCUCUCUCUUUCUUUCUUUUUUUCUUUCUUUUUCUUUUUUCCAUUUUCUUUUUUCUUUUCCUUUUUUUCUUUUUUUUUCUUUCUUUUUUUCUUUUUUCUUUCUUUUUCUUUCUUUUUUUUUUUUUCUUUUUUCUUUCUUUCUUUUCUUUUUUCUUUCUUUUUCUUUCUUUUUUCUUUCUUUCUUUUUUCUUUCUUUUCUUUUUUCUUUUCUUUUCUUUUUUUCUUUUUUUCUUUUUUUCUUUUCUUUUUUUUUCUUUUCUUUUUUCAUUUCUUUUCUUUUUUUCUUUCUUUUCUUUUUUUUUUUCUUUUUUCUUUUUUUUUCUUUCUUUUCUUUUCUUUUUUUUUUUCUUUUUCUUUUUCUUUUUUUUCUUUUUUCUUUUUUUUUUUUUCUUUUUUUUUUUCUUUCUUUUUCUUUCUUUUUCUUUUUUUUUUUUUUUUUCUUUUCUUUUCUUUUCUUUUUUUCUUUUUCUUUUCUUUUCUUUUCUUUUUUUUUUCUUUUUUUUUUUUCUUUUCUUUUUUUUCUUUUUUUUUCUUUCUUUUCUUUUCUUUUUCUUUUCUUUUUUCUUUUCUUUUUUUUUUUUCUUUUCUUUUCUUUUUCUUUUCUUUUCUUUUUUUUCUUUUCUUUUCUUUUUUUUUUUUUUUUUUUUUUUUUCUUUUUUCUUCUUUUUCUUCUUUCUUUUUCUUUUUUUCUUUUUCUUUUUCUUUUCUUUUCUUUUUUUCUUUUUCUUUUUCUUCUUUCUUUUUCUUUUCUUCUUUCUUUCUUUUUCUUUCUUAG